Molecule: messenger RNA, 1256 nt
Organism: Coregonus clupeaformis (lake whitefish)
Lineage: Eukaryota; Metazoa; Chordata; Actinopteri; Salmoniformes; Salmonidae
Product: synaptobrevin homolog YKT6
Exons: 8
Coding region: 374-970 (198 amino acids)
Biological process (GO): endoplasmic reticulum to Golgi vesicle-mediated transport
Cellular component (GO): Golgi apparatus
Molecular function (GO): SNAP receptor activity
Source: RefSeq, a predicted model, not a curated record
CGUCGUCAAUAUCCUGUGUAGUUUGGCAAAUAAGGGGAGUUUCUUUGCUAGCAAUAUCUCUGGUUAUAGUUAUUACCACCAUCGUUUAACUAGACAAGCUAGUGAAACUAUAUAACAAAUUUUUUUCCCCCUAUUUUGACUCAAACUUGUUAAAAUUGUACUGUAAGCUAACGUUAAUUAGUUAACGUUAAGGUAGCUAGCUAACUCAUAAGAUAGCCGGCAAAUUCUGGUGGAUCAAGUUUGUGUCGAGGAGACAGCAAGUGUGGAAAUGAGCAUGACAGUGCAGCGGCAUGUAGCUGAAAGUGAAACGGGGCUUGAUCUCAUCGUUGCAGGCUGCCUGCGUUAGAAGACAGAGGCUAUCCACACCACCACCAUGAAGCUCUUCAGUCUGAGUGUGCUGUAUAAAGGGACCACCAAGUCUAACCUACUGAAAGCUGCCUACGACCUGUCAUCCUUCAGCUUCUUCCAGAAGUCCAGUGUUCAGGAGUUCAUGACGUUCACCAGUGACCUCAUAGUGCAACGAUCAUCUAUAGGGAGCCGAGCCUCUAUCAAAGAACAAGAGUACCUGUGUCACGUGUAUGUGAGGAAUGACUCCCUGGGUGCGGUGGUGAUUGCUGACGGAGAGUAUCCCUCUAGAGUGUGCUUCACCCUACUGGAUAAGGUGCUGGAGGAAUUUUCCAGACAGGUGAGCAGUAUAGACUGGCCCUCUGGUUCUCCUGCCACUGUCCACUAUACUGCCCUGGAUAGCUACCUCGCCAAGUACCAGAAUCCUCGGGAGGCGGACGCAAUGAGUAAAGUACAAGCUGAGCUGGACGAAACCAAAAUCAUUCUGCACAACACUAUGGAAAGUCUGUUGGAGAGAGGAGAGAAGCUGGAUGAUCUGGUCCAGAAGUCUGAACACCUGGGGAACCAGUCUAAAGCCUUCUACAAGACAGCGCGGAAGCAGAACUCUUGCUGUGAGGUCAUGUGAUGUUGCUGGACCCCUCUCGAUCUCCUCACCCCCUGGAUGUGCCAUGAUUAUCAGCCUUCAUAUUAUACUUAUUACUCUGCGUGUGUGUGUGAGCGUACUGGCGAAAUGAUUGUGUGAUGAAGUUUAUCAGGUGAUAGUUGUUGGAGCCUUUUUGCAGUUGAUUAGGCCUAAGUGCUGUUUCCUGAAUAUGGUGAGUGAAUUCUAAACAUUCCUAGUUGUGUAAAAGUAAAUUUAAUUGUUUGUGUGUGUGAGAACUGAACAUUGUGCAUCAAAGGUGUUUGAUUGA